AUGGAUAUGUUCAUACUUGCUCUUGGAAUUUUAAUAGUUGCAUGUAUUAUUUUACAUUUCUAUACUCGACAAGUUCAACAACAUCCAAAAGAUCCUAAUUAUCGAGGUUUUCAACAAACUUAUUUACUUGUCUAUUUAUUAGCCGUUGCUGGUGAUUGGCUUCAAGGCCCCCAUGUUUAUGCAUUAUAUGAAAGUUAUGGAAUACAAAAACAUGAAAUUGAAGUACUUUUUCUUGCUGGUUUUGGUUCAACAAGGAUAUUUGGUACCAUUUUUGCUCCACUCACAGAUAAAAAGAAAAAAAAAAAAAAAAAAAAAAAAAAAAAACAACAACAACAUAUCAUAUUUUCUUUACUUGAAUUUUUUGUUUUGUUAUUUAGUGGAAGACGAAAUACAUGUAUCAUGUAUGGUAUUCUUUAUGGAAUAUCAUGUGGAACUAAGCAUUUUUCAAAUUUCCAUAUUUUACUUGUUGGACGAUUACUUGCUGGUAUGGCAACAUCAGUUUUAUUUAGUGCAUUUGAAUCAUGGCUAGUUAAUGAACAUCGACGAAGAAAUUUUGAACCAGAAUCAUUAAGUCUUAUAUUUGCUAAUGCAUAUUUUGGAAAUUCUGUAGUGGCUAUUAUAUCGGGACUAGUUGCACAAUUUGCAGCAAAUCAAUUUGGCUAUGUAGCUCCAUUUGAUAGUGCUAUACUUUCAUUUAUUGCAAUGUGUAUUUUAUUAAUAACAACAUGGUCAGAAAAUUAUGGUGAUGCUAGUGCACCUAUAUCACAGUCAUUUAUUUCUGCUUGGACUGCUAUUAAAUCGGAUAGAAAAAUAUUUUUUCUUGGUGUUGUUCAAGCUUUAUUUGAAGCAUCAAUGUAUGUAUUUGUACUUGAAUGGACACCAGCAUUAACUGAAGCAUUAAAUAUAUCAAAUAUUGAUAAAACAGAUAAUACAAAUCCGCCUAUUCCACAUGGUUAUGUAUUUGCUGGUUAUAUGGUUGCUAUGAUGAUGGGAUCAAAUUCAUUUAAAGUUUUUUGUAAUUAUACAACACCUGAAUCAUUUAUGAGGUGA
Molecule: messenger RNA, 1050 nt
Organism: Rotaria sp. Silwood2
Lineage: Eukaryota; Metazoa; Rotifera; Eurotatoria; Philodinida; Philodinidae
Source: the annotation of a GenBank genome assembly